Molecule: messenger RNA, 6555 nt
Organism: Syngnathus typhle (broad-nosed pipefish)
Lineage: Eukaryota; Metazoa; Chordata; Actinopteri; Syngnathiformes; Syngnathidae
Gene: eif4g1a
Product: eukaryotic translation initiation factor 4 gamma, 1a
Exons: 31
Coding region: 502-5607 (1701 amino acids)
Cellular component (GO): eukaryotic translation initiation factor 4F complex
Molecular function (GO): mRNA binding; translation initiation factor activity; protein binding
Source: RefSeq, a predicted model, not a curated record
GCGCACGCACCCGGCUAGCAGAGCACGGUGGCACCGGCUUCCUCGGCAGGCACGCAACGUCGCGCACUAUGGCGUCGCUCUGAGUUCACUCACACGCCAGUUGUGUACAUACCUUACCGGCAAUCCGUCACCAUCGACGCCUUGAUAAUGGACCUCCGGUCCAGGGGCUAUUUUCGGGGCCAUCGGAAUCAUCAAUAGUACUCGUCAAGGACGAAAUUGCUUGAUUUUUGUCAGCACUCUCCCUGUUGCACGCCCCGGGAUUUCAUCAAGUGACAGAGCCGGUUAGCCGCAGCUAGCUCGCUAAAUCAGUUGCCGAAGAAGGGCAUCUCGGUUUGUGUUGGACCUAAAAAAGUCAAGACACCGGGCAGUGACAAUACCGCGAAUCCCGGAGAGGACCCGACGAGAGGCCGACUCCCGGGUUGCAAUUCAGCCGCGCCUUCACACGUUAUCUUGGUUGGCAACACACCGCCACCCUAAUGCAGAACCAUAAAAGAACGUGAAAUGAAUAAACCACCGCAGCCUAUACCGGGACCCACCUCUGUCCCAAACCCCGCCCCCUCCCCCGGAUUGACGCAGGCCGCCUACGGACCCGGGCAGCCCCAGUCUCUUGUUUUCGCCGCACCUUCACCCCCUCAGAUGAACUCGGCUCCCCAGCAGAGACAGUUUGCCGCAGGGUCCCGUACGUUACACCAACAGGGUUAUUAUUCGCACCAUCCUCCGAUGCCCGCCAGCACGCCGAGGGUCCAACCGGGCCCUCGACCCCCCGUACCCUCCCACGUCUACCCGACGACCCCACAGAUGAUGAUCAUCCCCCAACAGCAGCUCUCGUUCGCUGGCUCCCCUCAGAGUUACUUCAUGGCCUCUGGACAGUACCGACCCCCAUACAUGCCACCUACUCAGCAGUAUCCCGUGACCAGCGGGACUGCCGGCUUCUAUGCGGGAACCAGCCCUGCUGAUUACUCCGGCUACGCAGCAGCAUACUACCCGGCUCAGCCGCCGUACUCUGCGUCUGUCCAGCCCGCACAGGUCAUUAUCAACUCUGCCCAGCAACAGCAACCAGCCCCCCCUCCUCAGCAGCCUCCGGCACCGACACAAGGCCCACCAAAGAGGGAACGUAAACCGGUAGUGUGUCCCAACAAAAGGGCAGCGGACCUCUUGUCUGAGAUCAGAAUACGCGACCCCAACCGGGGCGGACAAGAUAUCACGGAGGAGAUCAUGUCUGGCGCAAGGUCCGCCACUACGCCGACUCCACCGCAAGCCAACACCACAGAAGCCGGACCCGCACAGACUAACGGUGAAGUCAUUCCGCCUGUUACAGCAGCCACAAGAUCAGAUGACAACCUCGAGCUGGUCGGCAACGUUGAAACCCCCCCACCACCACCUCCUCCCGCCACAAACCCCGAACCCGCGUUUGAGGCCUCACAGGAAGCAGACAACCAGAACGCGCCGGCCGCAGAAUCGGAACCUGACGCCUCCGACCCGGCUCCCGAGGUGGCGACCCAACUGGCGGAGGAGCGGCCAGUUCCCUCUCUCCUCCCACCCGUUACAGCGGCCUCCUCCUGCGCGGAGGAAGUUGAAGUCCACGCUGACGUCGCUGACUCGGUCGACGCUCCCGUCUGCCCCGCUCCUUCGACGGCUCAAGAGGAGGAACCGCCGGCCGCUUCGGCCCCGUGCGAGAAAGCGCCAGAAACGCAACAAGCGGAGGAAGUGCAUGAGGAAGAGGAAGAGUCCUCCGAGGUCAAAGCAGUCGAGCCUGUUGGUGAACUUGCAGAAGUCGUAGCCCCCAUUGAUUCGGAAACACAGGAAAUGCCUACAGAGAUGGCGACGGAAGCGCCUCAGUCUUCCGUCUCGCCGCAGGAGCCCGCCGCUUCGACGACUCCAAAUGCCGAGCCCCAACCCGAAGCCACGCCGGCCGAACCGGCGGAGCCUCCUCUCUCCAACGGCCUCCCUCAGGAUGUGGAGGAACUCGCCGAAGAAGACACUACGCCCUGCGACCAGCCGGACACUUGUCAAUCUCAGGAAUCUGAACCUGUGGCUAAAACUGCAGUGCCGGUCGUGGAGGAGAUGGAGCUCGAGGAGAAGGAGAAGGAGGUGCUGCUGGUGGCGGCGGCGGCGGAAGAGAAAAAUAAGGAAGCUGUCAAGGUGGCAAAAAGUGAGGACGUCCCUCCUGUCGCUGUAAACUCUCCUACAGAGGAAUUUACUAUGCAAGCUGCUACGUCUGUGCCAAAGAAGAGGAGGAACAUGAAGGAAAUCAACAAGAAGGAGGCCAUCGGAGACCUCCUCGAUGCCUUCACAGAGGAGCCGGAUGCCAAGCCCGCCUCUGAGCCCCCGUCCACUCAGGCCGACCCCGUCCCUGUUGCUCCAGCUGAACCUCCCGCCGAGGUGAUAGAUGAGACCUGGGAGGAGAAAGAGGACAAGCAGAAUGCAGAACCGCAAUCCAGUGACAAGAAAUACCAAGACAAAGAAGAACACUGGAAGCCAAUGAACCCCGAAGACAAAAAGCGCUACGACCGAAAGUUCCUGCUGGGCUUCCAGUACAACAGCGUCAGCAUGAACAAACCCGAAGGACUGCCCGUCAUCAACGACGUGGUUCUGGACAAGGUGAUCAAGCCUUCGCAGCGGCCCACGGAGCCAAUUCGAACGAUGAACGUUGGCAUGGAUUUCACCCCCUCGUAUUUGGGCAACCUGGGCAGCAGAUCAGUCGGCGGACUGCGCGGACCCCCCCCCGGGCCACGGCGUUCCCAGCAGGGUCAGCGGAAAGAGCCACGGAAAAUCAUCACCAGCAUGUCACUCAACGACGACGUGCAGCUCAACAAAGCGGAGAAAGCCUGGAAGCCCUCGACCAAGAAGAGCAGCCGCGGCCGUGGCGAGGAGGAACCGGCGGCGACUACCGACGAAGAGCUCACCCCCGCACAGGCCCAAACGCAAGAGAUCUUGAAGCGACUGCGCAGUAUCCUCAACAAACUGACGCCGCAGAAGUUCCAGGACCUGAUGAAUCAGGUGAAGGAGCUGAGCAUCGACACGGAGGAAAGGCUGAAGGGCGCCAUCGACCUCAUCUUUGAGAAAGCCAUCUCAGAGCCCAGCUUCUCCGUGGCCUAUGCCAACAUGUGCCGCUGCCUUUCGGGGUUGAAAGUCCCCGCCACAGACAAACCAGGAUUUAUGGUCACCUUCCACAAACUGCUGGUCAACCGCUGCCAGAAAGAGUUUGAAAAGGACCAGGAUGACGACGUGUUCUUUGAGAAAAAGCAGAAAGAGAUGGAGGCCGCCAAAGAGGAGGAUCGUGAGCGCUUGCGCCUGGAGCUCGAGGAGGGCCGAGACAAGGCCAGGCGGCGCUCGUUGGGCAACAUCAAGUUCAUCGGGGAACUUUUCAAGUUCAAGAUGCUAACGGAAGCCAUCAUGCACGACUGUGUGGUCAAACUACUGAAGAAUCACGACGAAGAGUCUCUGGAGUGUCUGUGCAGGCUGCUCUCCACCAUUGGCAAAGACCUGGACUUUGAGAAAGCCAAGCCUCUUAUGGAUCAGUAUUUCCAUCAAAUGGGAAAGAUCAUCAAAGAGAAGAAAACAUCAUCCCGAAUCCGCUUUGUGAUGCAAGAUGUCUUGGACCUCAGACGGUGUAACUGGGUGCCCCGUCGAGGAGACCAGGGUCCUAAAACCAUCGAGCAGAUCCACAAGGACGCAGAGAUGGAAGAGCACAGGGAGCAGAUCAAAGUCCAGCAGCAGCUCAUGUCCAAAAAGGACACAGGUGGAGGAGGAGGAGGCGGCGGUGGCGGCAGGAUGGGUGGAGGCAUGGGCGGCCGGGGUCCUCACACGCAGGGAGGCGGUCGGGGCAGCCAACCCCAGGAUGAGGGCUGGAACACGGUGCCCAUCACCAAGAGGCCCUACGACACCGCCCGCCUCAAGAUCACAAAGCUCGACAAUCCGGACCUCAACAAUCAGCGGUUGGCUCCGUUAGGCAAAAGCUGGGGCAAAGGUAGCAGCGGAGGAACGGGAGUCAAAACCGUAACUGGAGACCAAGGUAACUCUGGUCGGCCGACGACCAGCACCGUGAACCGCUUCGGUGCCCUGCAGCAGUCCAGCUCCUUGUCCUCCGACUCGGAUCGUAGAGCUCCACAGAGGCCGAGCUCCAGCCGUGAGCGAGGCGGCGACAGAGAGCGGGCGGAUCGGGACCGAGAUCGAUUCGACCGCUUUGACCGCGACGACAGAAGCAGUCGAAGCCAAAUCACCAAGCGGAGCUUCAGCAGAGAAACGGAGGAGCGCGGCGGGAGGGCCGGCGAGAACAAGCCUACCAACGAGCCCGUGCGCCGCGUGGCCAGCAUGACGGACAGCCGGGACCGGGGCAGCCGGGACCGGGGCAGCCGGGACCGGGGCAGCCGGGACCGGGGCAGCCGGGACCGGGGCAGCCGGGACCGGGGCAGCAGAGAUGGACGAAGCCCGGACAUAGGCCCGAGCAAAGACCUUCCGGCGAAGCGCGAGAGUGCACCCGCUCCUUCUCUUCCUAAACCGGCAUUGACAGAAGAGGAGCUUGAGAAGAAGUCCACGGCCAUCAUCGAAGAGUACCUCAACAUCAACGAUUUGACGGAGGCGCUGCAAUGCGUGAGCGAGCUCAACAGCAGCGCCUUGCUCUACGUGUUUGUGCGGCAGGGCGUGGAGGCCACGCUAGAACGCAGCAGCAGCGCUCGCGAGCACAUGGGCACCUUGCUACACAAACUCACCAGUUCGGGGACCAUGCCCGUUGCGCAGUAUUUCAAAGGACUCCUCGAGAUCCUGGAGAUCGCCGAAGACAUGGCCAUAGACAUACCUCACAUCUGGCUCUACCUGGCUGAAAUCAUCACCCCCAUGCUCCUUGAAGGCGGCAUCCCGAUGGGACAGCUCUUCGGGGAGAUCGCCAAGCCGCUCUUGCCCCUGGGGAAGGCCGACGUGCUGCUCGUGCAAAUCCUCCACUCGCUCUGCAAAGGGAUGACUCGCGGUAAGGUCGGCAGCCUUUGGAAAGAGGCAGGACUGAACUGGAGCGACUUCCUGGCCAAGGACGAAGACGUCGACAAGUUUGUCACAGAGCAGAAAGUGGAAUUCACAACAGGCAAGGCGCAGGAGUCCAAGGAGAGCACUAAAAAUUUGCUGAGUGGGGACGCGCUCAGGCAAGAGUUGGACCGCCUCCUUCGCGACAAGGCCAGCGACCAGCGGAUCAAAGACUGGGUGGAGGCCAACCUGGAUAAGCAGCAGAGCUCCUCCAACCAUUUUGCACGUGCGCUCAUGACCGCCGUGUGCCAGUUGGCCAUCAUCGGAGACCCGUACAAGGUGGACGUGCCGCUGAUCCACAACAGAGCCGUCCUGCUGCAGGGCUUCCUGAGCGACGAGCAGAAGGAGCUGCAGGCGCUCUACGCCCUGCAGGCACUCAUGGUGCAAAUGGAGCAACCUGCAAACCUCCUGCGUAUGUUCUUUGACACGCUGUACGACGCCGACGUCAUCAAGGAGGAUGCCUUCUACAAGUGGGAGUCCAGCAAAGACGCGGCGGAGCAAAACGGCAAAGGCGUGGCCCUCAAGUCCGCCACUGCCUUCUUCAGUUGGCUGCGCGAGCCCGACCCUGAGGAACAGUUGGACAAGGACUGAAUGAAACGCUGCCGCCGCCGGCCGCCCACCGUUGGCCCGAACGGCGAGUAGGUAGCGACUCGAGGGACGAUCUUGCCGACGAGGCAGACUCCAAAUCAAAAUCCUCAAUGAGGAAAAAUAUCUUUAUUUUUUUGUUGUUGUUGUUGAGGGAUGGACUCAGAAAACAAUCGGUUCUCUCCUCCCUUCCGCCUCUCUUCCUUCAAUGUUCCCCACUCACUGACCUGCUCUCCUCGUGAAAUAAACUUGACAAGUAAUUCAGCAGGAUGGCUCAUGCAGGUUGUGACAUAUUCCCGCCACAUCACCACACUGCAGACCUUUUUUUUUUUUUUUUUUCCUUUUUUGGACCGAUCACUGAGAUGAUUGUCAGUAGUGGUUCUUCACGCAGCAUAACAGAAGUAUGUUUCUAAAAAGCAACAUCACCUUGUUGGCUGGCUUCCUCCCCUCUGCCCCCCCCCCCCCCCCCCCCGCCUUUUUUUUUUAUUCAUGCUGGGAUUUUAAGAGGACGGGCAAAUGCGGUGUGAUCACAAUGCUUCCUCGCCAUCACGUCGACUGACUCUUGGUCUCUGUUAGCUCUGCUGCAGAGGGACACUUCACCACCCAAUCGCCAUUAAAACUUGAAAUCUAUAGAAAUUGACUUGACGCGUUAUAGAAAGGUAAAGCAGAAAAUAUCCGGAAGCCUUUUUCUACAUCAAGUGGGAAACUCCUUUCUGGAGCAUUCUGUAAAUAUAUACUAAUUGAAAACAUUUUUUUUUUGUUUUGUGGUUAUUUUUGAAAUAAUGCAGUUGUCCGGAUGCAGAGAGGUGCUUUAGAUAAUUCUUUGAUUAGUUUUAUUGGAAUUUUGUAAAUAUCUUUUUUUUUUGCUUUCUUUAUUUAAGAAAUUUUGGCUUCUUUUGCAUCGGAAACUGGAAAGAUGAGGAACAUUGCAAAUAAAGGACUUAUUAAGUUGCA